This is a messenger RNA of Serpula lacrymans var. lacrymans S7.9, 4470 nucleotides long. RefSeq lists its product as uncharacterized. NCBI's taxonomy places the organism in Eukaryota, Fungi, Basidiomycota, Agaricomycetes, Boletales, Serpulaceae. Gene Ontology annotation, molecular function: RNA binding; ribonuclease III activity; ATP binding. The record is from RefSeq and is a predicted model, not a curated record. Gene Ontology annotation, cellular component: cytoplasm; RISC complex; nucleus. Gene Ontology annotation, biological process: siRNA processing. The transcript has 4 exons. The coding region runs from base 1 to 4470 and encodes 1489 amino acids.
AUGGAAGAGCCGUCAGACCAAGCUCCCUCACCCUCAACCCUGGCGCUCUCGCAGACUAGAGGGUAUCAACAAGAGAUGCUGGAUGCCAGUCUCAAAGGCAAUAUCAUCAUAGCGCAGGACACUGGGUCAGGAAAGACUCGCAUCGCUAUCCUCAGAAUGAAGAUCGAGGCUGAAUGUGAGCCAAAUAAAGUCUCGUGGUUUCUUGCACCUACAGUUGCUCUAUGUCAGCAACAGGCUGAUGUUAUUAAACUGGAUUUACCUGUUUCGGUUGGCAUGAUAUCAGGUGCUUGUGAACCCAUUCAGUGGAAGGAAUCCGCCCUUUGGAGAGGCGUUCUGCAAAGACACCGUAUACUUGUCACGACGCCACAGGUACUUUUGGAUGCGCUUCGGCAUGGAUAUAUUAACCUUGGUCGGGAUAUCGGUCUCCUAAUCUUUGACGAAGCACAUCAUGCCACGGAUAACCACCCUUACAACUGCAUCAUGAAAGAGUUUUACUUCAAAUUGCCUGUACGUCAAUCAGAUCUUGACGAUGCAAUAUCUCGUGGCGUUCAGCGUAAGUUCAGAAACGAGCGCCCUAUGGUUUUGGGCUUGACAGCGAGUCCUAUUUUUGGAGGCGAUCCGCAACACGCGUUUCGAGUACUUGAAUCAAACCUCGAUGGUAUAAUCCGAAGUCCUCAACAAAAUCGACAGGAGCUGGCAAAGUUUGUUCACAGGCCCAUUUUUCGGCAUGUUCUCUACAACGCACCUGCAUCCGAUAUUCAGUUUAUGUCAUGCAACCUCAUGGGGUUGAAUCAAGUUAUCAGUGGCAUGAAUAUCGAAGAGGAUCCUUAUAUUUCCUCGUUGCGUGAACAGCUCGCAAAGUCAGCCCCUGGUCCAGAGCGGAUCCGCAUCGAUCAAAAACUUUCAAAAACACUACAAAGUAAAAGCUCUUAUACUCACAAAGGGCUCCGUGACCUUGCAACUACCGCUCAAGACAUCUGUUAUGACGUUGGCCCAUGGGCAGCUGACUGGUACAUUGCGAAAGUCAUUGAAAAAGCGCUGGACAACGAAACACCCUUUGACAAUAUUAUAAGCGUUUGGCAGGAUAAAGAGAAGAGGUACUUACUGGAUCAUCUUCGCCAGGUUGUGGUCAUGCCUACCUCAUACGACGCCGAGGAUGUCACGGCCGACGCAUCCGAAAAAGUUAAGGUUCUCGUACAAAGCCUGCUGGACGAGAAGGCUUGGGCAGAGUCCCAUAACGAGCCUUACAGCGGUAUAGUCUUUGUAACCCGCCGCGAUGUUGUUCUCGCUCUCACUGAGGUAUUAGCCCAUCAUCCUGAAACCUCCCAGCGUUUUAGAGUAGGCUGUCUCCUGGGAAGUUCGGACAGUGCUUAUAGACGAUCGUUCCUUGAUAUCACCCGCACGCUAUUGAAACAAUCACAAGCCAAUACUCUCCUUGAUUUCAGAUCAGGUGACAUUAAUCUGAUCAUUGCUACUGCCGUCGCAGAGGAGGGCCUCGAUAUCCAGGCGUGUGGCAAUGUCAUUCGCUGGGAUGCCCCUAACAAUAUGGCCAGCUGGGCGCAAAGUAGAGGCCGAGCACGCAGGGAAAGAAGUUCUUUCGUCCUCAUGUUCCAAGCCGGAAGUGACGACAAGCAACAGGUUAUGAAAUGGGAACAACUAGAAAAACAGAUGAUGGACCUAUAUAGCAAUGAUCAAAGGGACACAGGAAACACGCAUGAUGAGAACGACGAAAGUACUUUAGACGAUCAUGGUGAUUUAGAAUUCCAAGUUGAAUCCACAGGAGCUUUACUAAGCCUACAGUCUGCCGUUUCUCAUCUGAAUCAUUUCUGUUCUAUCCUCCCAAAUAGCUAUCGUGUUUCACACUUACCUAUAUACGACAUAGAUCCGCCUGAUAUGCCAGAAGGAUGGCACUCGUUUGAGCACAAAUCAAACGUACCGCCUUAUCCAGGACCAUUCGGAUGCACGGUUACGUUGCCCAGAUUGCUUCCUUCCGAACUUCGUGUGUUUUCUGUCAAGCGAGAAUACCCAUCUAAACAAUCCGCGAUCCAGCAUGUUGCCUUCAAUGCAUAUCUGGCCCUUUACAAUGCUAAAUUACUCAACGACAACCUUCUUCCGUUAACCAGCGUAAUUGAAGAGAAUCUAGAGGAAGAAGUAAAAGCUUUGCUCCGGGACGUGGAAAAAAGAUCGGGUACCGCUACAGUCCGAGGUCAACUGGAUCCAUGGAUUCCUACCAAAAUAAACAAUAAGUGGUGGUCCACAGAAUUGGUUGUGGAUGGGCUGCCGUCGUUACGCAUGUUAACGCUGGUCAAACCUACAAUAUCCGCCGAACAAGAGAUGCCUACAUUAUACCAUCCCCUGAGGGGAGAAAUGAAAGUUAGGUUACGUCAUCUUGGCAUCGCUAAUCUGUCCCCAGGCGACUUGCAAAGUGCGCAAUGCUAUACUCGACGAAUCUUUUGGGGUCUAUCUGCUGCUCGGAUGACAUGGGACAAAUUAGACUUUGCCUAUAACUUUCAGUGCAUGCACGAUGAAAACGGUUCAAAGUGGGCUGAACGCCGAACAUGGUUGGAGAAACGGCAUGAUAAGUCGAGCGGCGAUUCUGUUGACUUCACUAUGGCACAUGCCGUGCCCUUCGGCGAAGCAUUUUCUUUCCCCAACGACAUCACUUGGGUUCGCGAUAGUGGUGAUUUUUCAGCCAGGAUCUAUCGAUUUCUCUCAUGGAAACAUGACCCCCUAUCUCCAGAAGAAGAAGAAUUUCUGCGAUUGAAAUAUGCUCGUUUUACAGAUGUGCAGAUUACUCUGCCUGUAAUAGUCGCGGAACCACUCCCUCGCAGAGCGAAUUUCUUACUCACCCGCGGCUUGUCGAGCUCUGCGCCGGCUGAAAAAACUGUGCUCCUUCUUCCGCGUUAUACCAGGGUCGUUCUCCUCUCUCCAGCAGAGACUGAAUAUGCCCAGAUUUUGCCAUCAAUUAUCCGCCAUCUGUCAGUAAUGACAACGGUGAUUUCACUGCGAGAUACCUUAUUUACCGGCACUCCUCUUUCGAAAAUUCCAUUACCCCUUCUAACUACCGCUCUUACGGCACCCGUAUCACAGGGGCUUAUCAAUUACGAGCGCUUGGAAACGCUCGGAGAUGGAGUUUUGAAGUUCAUAGUCAGUAUACACCUCAUGGCUGCUUUCCCACACUGGCAUGAAGGUUAUCUCACCAGGCGAAAGGAUCAUGGCGUCUCGAAUGCACAACUGGCCAAGAAUGCCGUUUUGAAAAAGUUGUACCGGUGGAUCAUCCGUGAUCGGUUCACCCCAAGAAAGUGGACACCACGAUAUUGUACGCCACCCCAAAAUGAGGACCAAAUCAAAGAAGAAGUUGAAGUUGAAGGUUCCGACUCGCGUAAAAGUCGAGCGGUUAUCGAAGAGUUAUCCACAAAAAUGCUGGCUGAUGUGGUCGAAUCUCUCAUAGGAGCGGCAUAUGAACACGGAGGGUUUGACCUUGGUAUCGAAUGUGCCAAGUUUUUUGGGCUGGGCCUCGAGUGGUGGGGGCUUGCUAAGUGUGUAGAGACGGCUCUGUCAGUAGUCGAAACCACAGAUGACUUUCCGGCGCAGGUCACAGACGUAGAGCUUAUGCUUGGGUAUAACUUUACCCGCAAACUCCUGCUCAUCGAGGCUUUAACUCACGCGAGCCAUCAGUUCGACACUAGAACUGUAUCUUACGAGCGGAUGGAAUUCCUCGGUGAUUCUAUACUCGACAUGAUCAUCACGGAUUAUCUGUAUCAUGUUCCAGGGAAAGGGUACAGUCCAGGCCAUAUGCAUAUGCGCAAAUCUUCCGUUGUUAAUACUCAUUUCCUGGCAUUUAUCUGUCUGCGGAACUCGCUCAAGGUUGACACCAGUAUGCCCGGACCGAACCAUGAAGGCCGAAUCACCUUGAAUACGCAAAGUCAAGAAAUAUAUCUUUGGCAGUGCCUGCUCCACUCUAGCCAUACCAUCCUUGAGGAUCAGAAAACGACGUUCUCGCGUUACAACAAGGUUAAAGCUCAGAUCGAGGAUGCAUUACAGAACGAUUCAAUAUUUCCCUGGGCGGCUUUGACAAAACUUCAGGCUCCCAAAUUUUUCAGUGAUAUGAUAGAGAGUCUUAUUGGAGCAGCUUAUCUUGACUCUGGUGGCAAUAUCAAUGUCGUACGGGAAAUCCUCAGAAAACUUGGUAUUUUACCGACCCUAGAACGCAUCGUUCGAGAUGAUGUUGACGUUCUUCACCCUGUUUCGCGAGUCUCCUUAUGGACGCAGCGCGAGUACAAGACGAUCGAGUACAUCUUCAACGAGGAAGGGGGAGGUGUCACUUGUUCCAUACUUAUAGAUGGCAAGGAAGCGGUUCGAGCUCAUAAUGAGCGCAGAGGUCAUGCAGGUCAGGAGGAGGCAAAAUACGAGGCUGCAGAAAAAGCGAUCAAAUUCUGGCAUCUCCAUGAUGAGUUUAAGGAUUAUUGA